Gymnogyps californianus (California condor) is the source of this 1180-nucleotide messenger RNA. RefSeq names its product complement factor D-like. Gene Ontology annotation, molecular function: serine-type endopeptidase activity. Bases 36 to 833 code for a protein of 265 amino acids. Gene Ontology annotation, biological process: proteolysis. NCBI's taxonomy places the organism in Eukaryota, Metazoa, Chordata, Aves, Accipitriformes, Cathartidae. The transcript has 5 exons. The record is from RefSeq and is a predicted model, not a curated record.
CCGGGGCAGAGGCACCGCCGGGCUCCACCACAGCCAUGGGGCCGAGUCCCGCUCCUGUCCUCGUCCUCGCUCUGCUGCUGCUGCUGGGGGCCACGGUGAACGGGCAGCCCCGGGGACGGAUCCUGGGGGGCUACGAGGCCGAGCCCCACUUGAGGCCGUACAUGGCCUCACUGCAGCUGGACGGGCAGCAUGUCUGCGGGGGCUUCCUCAUUGCCGAGCAGUGGGUGCUGAGCGCCGCGCACUGCACCGAGGAGACGGACGGCAAAAUCUUCCAGGUCCUCCUGGGCGCCCACUCGCUCACGGAGCCGGAGCCCCACAAACGCCUGUACCGGGUGCGCGCCCAGAUCCCCCACCCUGGCAGCAACAUCCACAACAACAAGGAUGACCUCCUCCUCCUCCAGCUGGAGGAGAAAGCGGAGCUGAACGCGCACGUGCGGGUGCUGCCGUUCCAGCGGGAGGACAGGGACGUGGCGGCCGACAUGGUGUGUGAGGUGGCGGGCUGGGGCACCAUCAGCCACAGCGGCCGCCGGCCGGACAAGCUCUACCAGGUGGAGCGGCCGGUGAUCAGCCGCGACGUCUGCAACCACCGCACCCGCCACGACCACAGCAUCACCGAGAAGAUGAUGUGCACCGACUCCCGCAGGAAGGACACCUGCAAGGGAGACUCCGGCGGCCCCCUGGUCUGCAGCGGGGUGGCCGAGGGGGUGGUCACGGCCGGCUCCCGCGUCUGCGGCAACUACAAGAAACCCACCAUCUACACCCGCAUCGCCCCGUACGCGGCCUGGAUCGACAGCGUCAUGGCCUCUGCGGCUGGGGAGGGAGACGCUCGCUGAGCUCUCCCCAGGGAGCCAGCUCCACGCCACGGCUUGCUGCUGCCGGCACGGCCAGAGCACCCACGCUGCCGCUCGGGGAAAGCCGCACUGCCGAGCGCCGGGGGCUCCCACUGCUGCCCCGACCUGCUCCCGGAGCAUCCCCCCACGUCAGGAGGAGGGCUGGGCUGGGGGAGCAGCAAGAUACCAGUGGAAGGGGGUCCCUGGCCCCCCACCCGCUAAGCACAGGGCUCAGCUCAGGGAGGGCAGGGGGUCACAGCCCCCCAUGCUGGUGCAAGCCACAGGCUUUGCUGAACAUGCCGGUAACGCUGACCGCAGCCCGCUGCAAUAAAGUGAUGACGAUUCCUGCA